Funneliformis geosporum is the source of this 723-nucleotide messenger RNA. The record is from the annotation of a GenBank genome assembly. Lineage: Eukaryota; Fungi; Glomeromycota; Glomeromycetes; Glomerales; Glomeraceae.
AUGCCCAAAGUAAGUUCUGUCCGAAUUUCAACGAAAAAAAAAUGCGACAGAAGCAAAAAGAUAACGGAAAUCUUGAAUUCUGAAACAAGACUUUCACCUUUUUGGGCGAACACACCAACAUCGAAUUGGAAUGAGGAGUCUUAUCUCAUUUCGGCAGGCUUCCAAGAUCUUAAAGCAACUCAACAAAGCCUUUUCACUCAAUACAAUUUAAUAAAGAAGGUAAUCAGUGGUUUUCCUUGUCCCGAAUACGAACUCGUUCAAGAAAAUUUAAUGGAAGAAAGGGUCCAAUUGGGUAACAAACCCGAUUUUCAUUUAAAAGAGUCACCACAGCUGAUGUGUGGAGAAAUUAAGAGCGAUAAUGAUAUAAAAACAGAUCAUUUUAAUACCGGAAAACUUUUACAAGAACUUUCAGAUGAGUUGGAAUUUGUUUUUGAAAAAAGGGUUGGAAUUUAUGUAAUGCGUGUUUUGGGGAAUGGUGUUUAUCUUGGUGUUGAGGUUGAUAACUUUGAGAUACCAACCAUCUUGCAGAACAUUGACAAGUUAGUUGACGGGAUUCAAAAAGUACUCAUAAGUAAGGUGAGAUUUGAAGAAUCCGUCAAGCGUGUAGAAAUCACAAAGAAAGCAAUUUACCCUUCUUCUCCAGAGUUAGUGUCAAAUUUACCAAUGUCCAAUUUACCCGGAAAGAUUAUCAGAGCCACUAAUCACUCCCCCAAAAGAGUCUGA